Manis javanica (Malayan pangolin) is the source of this 1167-nucleotide messenger RNA. RefSeq names its product modulator of smoothened (gene MOSMO). The record is from RefSeq and is a predicted model, not a curated record. Gene Ontology annotation, biological process: negative regulation of smoothened signaling pathway. Gene Ontology annotation, cellular component: Golgi apparatus; ciliary membrane. NCBI's taxonomy places the organism in Eukaryota, Metazoa, Chordata, Mammalia, Pholidota, Manidae.
GCGGGUGGGGAGAUGGAUAAACUGACCAUCAUCUCAGGAUGUCUCUUUCUGGCCGCCGAUAUCUUCGCCAUCGCCAGCAUCGCCAACCCCGACUGGAUCAACACCGGGGAGUCCGCGGGAGCACUCACUGUGGGCCUUGUGCGACAGUGUCAAACAAUCCAUGGACGAGACCGGACAUGCAUCCCACCUCGGCUUCCUCCAGAGUGGGUCACCACACUGUUUUUUAUCAUCAUGGGAAUCAUUUCAUUGACUGUUACAUGCGGCUUGCUGGUGGCUUCCCAUUGGCGAAGAGAAGCUACAAAAUAUGCUCGAUGGAUAGCAUUUACUGGAAUGAUCCUUUUCUGUAUGGCUGCCCUAAUAUUUCCAAUAGGAUUUUACAUCAAUGAAGUUGGAGGUCAACCUUAUAAAUUACCCAACAACACAGUAGUUGGGUCAUCAUAUGUACUUUUCGUCUUAUCAAUUUUCUUUACAAUAGUAGGACUUCUAUUUGCUGGCAAAGUUUGUUUACCAGGCUGAGAAUGUCUAAAUUGCUCGACUCUUCUACUAUUUUUUAUUUUAUUUUAUUUUUUUAUUUUUGGAGGGUGGGGAGGACAAAGGUAAGGCGUCUGAGUAGUCAGUCCUCUUGUAGGAAGAUGCUUAGAUCAAACUGAUGCUGAAAAGGAAAAAAAAAUGCUUUGAUUUGUUCUCACUAUGCACUUUGGAUUUUAAAAAAAAAAAAAGGAGAGCUUUUUCCAUAACCAAAUAUAGACAAUAUUGACUAAAUCUCCUGAGCAUAUUCAGGCAGUCAGGUCUGCACUGUGAUAGCAACCUAGUGAAGGAGAAUGCUUUAUACUGAAAAGCAUGUGGCCCUUGGCGACUCCAUUUUUCCAUUUUUAACGUCUGAUGAUUCAUUUGAGGUGGGUGGGGGGGAGGUCUAAGUAUUUAUGAGUCAUGGUGGACCAGAGUGAUACAAGAGAAGUUCAUGUGGGGCUGGCCUCACCUCCUAAGAAAUUAGUUUUCACAGUUUCCUUGUAAUGGUAUGAGCCUUUGGCUCCAGAAUGGAUUACCAUUGCAUUACUACACCAAGAAGCCAAUAGAUCAAACUUGUUUGCUAAAAUGUAUGUAAAAAUUCUGAAAUUCCCCAUUCUCUGUGUACAAAAAAACAAAAAUCAAACACUACAAAACAUG